Molecule: messenger RNA, 1678 nt
Organism: Mytilus trossulus (common blue mussel)
Lineage: Eukaryota; Metazoa; Mollusca; Bivalvia; Mytilida; Mytilidae
Product: galaxin-like
Exons: 2
Coding region: 134-1183 (349 amino acids)
Source: RefSeq, a predicted model, not a curated record
UAACAUUAAGUCGUCAUAACCCUGUCUUGACAACAAAUACAUUACAUUAAUGAGAUGACAGUCAGAAAAAAACAAAGACAUAAAUUAUAAUAGUUUUCAUGUUUGGUUGGCUAAUUUGUAUUUCGUUUUAAUCAUGAUAAAUGUUGUAAUGGAAGAAAGAAUUUAUUUCAUCGUGUUGAUAAUUUUCUUACGAUUCCAUGUGAUAACAGGAGCAGGAGGUAGAGGUGCAUACUCACACAUGAAGUACUGUGAAUCCAAGCUUUAUAAUCCCCGGUAUCAGACUUGCUGUGACGGCGCGAUAACUGUCCCUGGAGGAGGAUGGCCAUGUUGCAAAACAGAGGUUUAUAACCCAGAAAAUGCGGUCUGCUGUGGAGGUAAAAUUCGUUAUAAGAAAGGUGCGUCCUGCUGCAAGGACGAGGCAUAUAAUCCGGAAUAUGAAACAUGCUGCGAUGAAAAGAUAUAUCCAGUAAAGAACGGAAAUUGCUGCGGUGAGAAACUUUAUGACCCAAGGACAGAGAAAUGUUGUGACGGAUCAAUUAAUGAUAAAGUAGAAUCCUUUUACCAGUGUUGCUCAGACAAGGCAUACAAUCCUUUUCAUGCAACAUGUUGUUCCGGUAAACUUUAUUCAGAAAGGGGUCUAGAGUGUUGUGGACACAAAAUUUACAAUCCUUCGUAUGAAUCAUGUUGUUCCGGUAAUCUGUAUUCACAAAGAGGAAUUCAGUGCUGUGGAGACACAACUUACAGUCCUUUGUAUGGAACAUGUUGUUCUGGCAAACUGUAUCCACACAGUGGACUACAGUGUUGUGGAGAAUCUAGUUACAGUCCUUCGCAUCAAACCUGUUGUUCCGGUAAACUGUAUUCAAUAGGAGGAUUAGAGUGUAAAAGUUGUGGAGGCGAGAGUUAUAGCCCUUUACAUCAAACAUGUUGUUCCGGUAAACUGUAUUCAGAAAGAGGAAUAGAGUGUUGUGGAGACAGGGUUUACAGUAUUUUGCAUCAAACAUGUUGCAACGGAAUUGUUUCUGAACCUAGUGGUUUAUCAUGUUGUGGUACACAGUCAUAUGACUCUUCUACACAGUCAUGCUGCAAUGGCAAGCUCUCAUACUCUUUAUGUUCCACAGGCAUGCAGCCAAGGAGACAAUAUAGGGAAAUGUUUAGCAGAUUUUCUCCAUUGUUGAUUUUCUGACUUAGGAAUAGUUUUAUUUUACAAUAUACAGUUGCUGUUAACUUAGGACUAGUCUCAUUUUACAAUAUACAGAUGCGGUUAUUUGCUUGAUAACAUGUUAAUGUAUAUGUUAGUAAAACCUGUAUUUAUUUUCAAAUAUUUAUUAGAAUUAACAUUUCACAUACACAUUGAUAGAUCAUUUUUAAGAGCUACAUGAAAAAGAUAAAGAAAAAUAAUAAUUUCAUAACGAUUGUAUAAAGUUUUUAAGUUAUAUCAAAUUAUGAAUUAUGAAUACCCUAUGACGGGUAUUUAAGUUAUCUCAUGGAAUGACUUUGGAUCGAGUAUCUUGUUCUACCAAAGUUAUGAAAAGAAUAAAAACAGUCUCCGUGCAUUGAUCGAUUCUGUUCCAGAAAUAUUUUCUUAAGUAAACCGUGGUAUAAGUGUAGGAGUUUGAAAUAGGUUGAUAGUGGAUACUGACAUUAUUAAACCAAGAGUUCCAAAUGGUGAAGUUGAAAU